This is a messenger RNA of Lolium rigidum, 1328 nucleotides long. RefSeq lists its product as uncharacterized. Gene Ontology annotation, molecular function: protein binding. Lineage: Eukaryota; Viridiplantae; Streptophyta; Magnoliopsida; Poales; Poaceae. The record is from RefSeq and is a predicted model, not a curated record. Bases 1 to 1221 code for a protein of 406 amino acids. The transcript has a single exon.
AUGGCCUCUCAGCAACCGCGGCUGCCGCCGCCGCCGCCGCCGCCGCUGAAGAAGAAAUCCCCGCCAGCCACUCCCACCACCAUAAGCGACCUCGGCGACGACCUCCUGCGCGAGGUAUUUCUCCACCUCCCCUCCCUCCCGAGCCUCGUCCGCGCGGCACUCACCAGCCCCGCCUUCCUCCGCGCCGUCCGCUCGUCACCCGCCUUCCGCCGCCGUUUCCGCGAGCUACACCCUCCACCGCUCCUCGGCGUAUUCCUCGACAUACACGAUCCAUCCAUACCCGUCUUCGCCCCCAUCCGCCGCCACUCCGACCGGGACCACGCCGCCGCCAUCCGCGGCGCGGACGUCUUCUUUACCCUGCUCCCCGAAGACGAUAAUGACCCCGAUCCCCAAUGGUCAAUGGAAUACUGCGGCGACGGAUUUGUUGUCCUCGUCAACUGGGAAAUCAAGAAAAUGGCCGUCUACGAUCCCCUCACGCGGUCCCUGGAUCUCUUCCCCGUGCCGCCGGACGAGAUCUGCUGCGACAUGUACGUCGAGUUCCACAUGCUCGCCUCCGAAGAAAACAACAACGGGCCUUUCCAUGUUGUCUCUGUCUCUCACGAAAAAUGGGGGGCGCAGGCCGCCGUCUUCUCAUCAGACACCAGAGAGUGGAAGGUUUUCCCAUUUUCGGAGGAUGGAUAUAGCUCUCUGAAUGGUACACUGGUGAACGGCUCUGUUUAUUGGACAUUUACCAGCGGGGCCAACGUCCGCGUGCUGAACACGGCCACGCUGCAGUUCUCUCAGAUCGAGCCGCCGCUGCAUACCGAAGGGCAAGAGGAAUUUAAGCCCGGCGAGACCAAAGAUGGGAAGCUCUGUCUGGUUUGCGCAGUUCAACUCAUGCUUGUUGUCUGGGUCCGGAGACCCGACAACAACAACGGUGAAGACAGAUGGGCGCUGGAUAAGACAUUUUCGCUGCAGGAUGAUACACAUAACAUCUCUCGGUAUUGCCUAGAUGAUGAUGUUUCGCUCAAUGUUGUGGCGAUUAUUGGUGGCUUUGUUUAUUUCUCCACCUUCUGUGAGAGGCGUCCAAAUUCUUGCCACUUCAUGUGCUUCUGCCUUGAAACAGAGGAGCUGAGUAAGCUCUGCACUGUCACCCACUCCAAUAUUUCCUAUCCCUACAUCAUGGCGUUCCCUCCUUCAUUGGUAUGCAAUAAGGUGAACCCUCAACUCGAAGGGGCUUGACUAGGCGGAAGAAGAAAACUUGAAACAGAGAAUGUUAUUUCUACUAUGUAUGUUGUUUUCUCACUGUAGAAUAAACCAAUAUCUCCUAGUGUUAUUGGCAAUCUUUA